UCCCAAAAGAAACAAAGCAGAAAGAAGAGAGGGCUAGGGAGAGAGAUGGAGCUCAAUGAACAUAGUUUCUUAGAGGAGCUAUUAGCUUUUAGAAGAGAUAGUUCAUGGGAGACGAUUCUCCCAGAAAUAAAUGAGUUCUUGUCCAGUAGCACCAGCUGGAGUAGUUUUGAUUACUUCAACAAUCAAAUCCCAUCACCAUUUUUUCUAAACUCUUCUUCCAGCCAAGAAUUCUCACCUCCAUUUGAGCCAAACUUGAACAACUAUCAUAACAGCAUUACCUGCUUCAAUGAAGGGUACUACCCCUUGGGCAUUGAUGCUAAUCAUGAACUGCUGUCAGCUCCACAGGUCACCACGGAUUCUUCUUACAACACACUCGGUGAUACACCGCCGUUUCCUGUUCAGGAAGACAGCAAUCCAUGGUCCAUGUUCGAACAAGAAGAGCUGAGCAUACUUGGAGAUGAAAUACACAACUUGGAGACUCAAGCUGCUGCUUGUAAAGUAGAGCAAACUCAGUCCUCCUCCUCCCCUGAAGCAGCUCAAGUGUUCAACAUGGGUAUGCGUGUAGAAAGAAAUAGCAGAGCUAGUAAGAAGUUGCAGGGGCAGCCAUCAAAGAAUCUAAUGGCUGAGAGAAGAAGAAGAAAGCGGUUAAAUGACCGCCUUUCGAUGCUAAGAUCAAUUGUUCCUAAGAUAAGUAAGAUGGACAGAACAUCGAUACUUGGAGACACCAUUGAUUACAUGAAAGAACUCCUGGACAAAAUCAACAACUUGCAGCAUGAAACAGAAGAAGAGGGUUCAGAUCAGUUGAAUGUGAUGAGACUUUUCAAGGAUAAGAAACCAAAUGAAAUGCUAGUGAGGAACUCACCCAAGUUUGAUGUUCAAAGGAGGAAUGUGGACACAAGGAUAGAGAUUUGCUGUGCAGGAAAGCCAGGGUUAUUGUUAUCUACAGUUACUACCUUGGAAGCAUUAGGCCUUGAGAUUCAACAGUGUGUUAUUAGCUGCUUUAAUGAUUUUGCAAUGCAAGCUUCUUGUUCAGAGGGUUUGGAUCAGGGAACACUUGUAACUUCUGAGGACAUGAAGCAAGCUCUGUUUAGAAAUGCAGGGUAUGGAGGAAGGUGUUUGUAAUUGACCAUCUAGUUACCCUAAA
Molecule: messenger RNA, 1144 nt
Organism: Argentina anserina (silverweed cinquefoil)
Lineage: Eukaryota; Viridiplantae; Streptophyta; Magnoliopsida; Rosales; Rosaceae
Product: transcription factor bHLH93-like
Exons: 4
Coding region: 46-1122 (358 amino acids)
Biological process (GO): regulation of DNA-templated transcription
Cellular component (GO): nucleus
Molecular function (GO): protein dimerization activity; DNA-binding transcription factor activity; sequence-specific DNA binding
Source: RefSeq, a predicted model, not a curated record